AUGUUUAAUGAUGAUCAAAAUGCAAAUAAUUAUUUCCCAACUAAAUUAGGAAUUGAUAGACCUGCUAUUGAUUUUACUUCUUCAGUUUGUAAUUUUCUUAAAAAUGAUGUUUACAAAAGACAAUUCGAGCGGAGGCUGUAUGUGAAUCAUCCCAUAUACUUAAGAAGAAUAAAACCAUUAUUUUGUUAUAGUAAUAUGAUAGAUAGAUAUGACGGUGUGAUGUCUCAUUUGGCUUGUUCUUGUUUAAAUAAAAGUAAAGGGAUGAUUGUAAGUUUAAAAUGGUUUAAUGAUGGUAAAAGAUUAUUAACAGGUACUCAACUGAGUGAAUUAUGUAUAUGGAAUGGAUUAUAUUUUAAUUUUGAAGAUAUGAAAAGAAUACCUAUAGGUGGUGGAUCAGUUACGUGUUUAGAAUGGUCAAAAAAUGAUAAUUUAUUUGCAGGUAAUUCAUUAGGUCAGAUUGUUAUAUUAUCAUCUGCAUUAAACUUAUUAGAUAAUUAUGCUUUCGAAGGAUUAACAAAAAAUGUCUUAGAUAUUAGUUUAUCUUGUUGUAAUACCAAAUUAGCUGGAUGUGCAGAUACUUGUAAUCCUAUUAUAUGGGAUAUAAAAACAAGAAAAGUUAUAAAAGAUUUAAAAUGUAAAAAUAUUGAUACCAAUAAUAUUAGCUGUUUAGCAUGGAAUCCUAUUAAUGAUAUAGUAGCUAGUGGUAAUAGAACACAUACAAUUUCUUUUUGGGAUAUACGAAUGAAUAAACCUAUCAUUUCUUUAAAUUCACAUAAAGCUAAUGUAAAUAAAAUAAAAUGGAAUAACAAUGGUAUAUAUUUAUUAAGUUGUAGUAAGGAUAGCUUAAUUAAAUUAUGGGAUAUUCGAAAUUUCAAAUUAUUAUAUUCAUAUAAAAAUGAUCAAAUACAAAAUAAUAAAUUUACAGCUAAUUACGAACCUACAUAUAUUGCUUGGAAUCCUAUACAAAACCAUAUUUUUUCAAGUGCAGAUAAUAAAGGAAAUAUCAAAUUCUAUAGUACUAAUGAUAAUAAAUGUAUUCAAACAAUUCUAUCAGCACAUGGUAUUGAUAAUAAAAUAUCAUCUAUAUCUUUAUUGGAUUGGAAUCCUCUUGGUCAUAUACUUACAUCAUUCGGAGAUGAUAAAUUGUUGAAAUUCUGGUCAACGUCUAGUACUGGUUCUAUCUAUUCUAAAGAAAUCGAUGCAAAAUCAUUAGUUCAAGUAACUAACAGUGGAACAUUUCCAAAUUCUAGAUAUAUCAAUGAUGAAUACAUGUUAGAUGUAAAUAGCAAUCAGUCUAUCUCAGAUUCUGAUGAAAAUGAUUACCAACAAAAUAUACUAAACAAUAAUUAUUACAAAGUGAUAGACAAAAAAAAAAAAAAAAAAGUAAAAAAGAAAAUUAUAAAAUGA
Plasmodium adleri (nom. inval.) is the source of this 1407-nucleotide messenger RNA. Its product is annotated as conserved Plasmodium protein, unknown function. Lineage: Eukaryota; Apicomplexa; Aconoidasida; Haemosporida; Plasmodiidae. Gene Ontology annotation, molecular function: protein binding. Bases 1 to 1407 code for a protein of 468 amino acids. Gene Ontology annotation, cellular component: mRNA cleavage and polyadenylation specificity factor complex. The transcript has 2 exons. The record is from RefSeq and is a predicted model, not a curated record.